Thermothelomyces thermophilus ATCC 42464 is the source of this 4869-nucleotide messenger RNA. RefSeq lists its product as uncharacterized. Gene Ontology annotation, molecular function: guanyl-nucleotide exchange factor activity. The transcript has a single exon. The record is from RefSeq and is a predicted model, not a curated record. The coding region runs from base 233 to 4816 and encodes 1527 amino acids. Lineage: Eukaryota; Fungi; Ascomycota; Sordariomycetes; Sordariales; Chaetomiaceae.
CACCAGCCGGAAAUCUUUCAGUUUAUACUUGACUCGUCGAUAGGGAUAGAAUCGCCGGACCGCGCCGCUCGCUUCCCUUCCCCACCUCUCUCUCUCUCUCUCUCUACCCCGCCGUCCUUCCACGACCGAUCCCCACGGCACAGUCUACGGCUCAGACUUUCGCGACGCACCGCAAUCGCGAAUCGCAUCGCUGCCGCCUCUGUCGCAAUGAGCCCGGCCAAUUGAAGCGACCAUGGUUCGUGUCACAGAGGAGCUGGCGCUCUCGCCGGAGCAUGUCACUCUCUACUACGCCAGCGACCCGCUACUUGGCCACCUGCCUGUCCUGAUCUUCCACGGUCCCUCGACCACGGCCAACUACACCCACAAUAGCUCCAGGAUCCAGGUACAUAUCUACAGCCCGGCCGGCUACCAGUCCUUCCCGCGCAUCACCGUCUCCCCAAACUCGCCUUUCUAUAGUGUCGUCGCACACCUGCCGCGCGAGUUCCAGGGCGACGAGGUCUGCAGGGGCUUGGCCUUUGGUUUGUACAAGUAUUUCACCGAGCUGCCCGAGGUCGUCAAAAAUCACCUGAAGAACCAAUACCCAAUCACACAGGCCCGGCGCCCAAGUUCGGCCCCGGCUCUCUUUGGCGAGCAGCAUGCUGCCGACCUCGCCAAGGCUGCCGUGCAGGCAGAGAACACGGCCGAGGCUAUUGGAAUCCUGGAAUAUGCGCUGCGGGCGCAGCAUCUGAGUGGUGUCGACAUGGAUUUGGUUCUGCCCCCUGGCUCGAUCGUCCCCUUAGAGAAUGCUGAUUUUGAGGAUGUUGCCGACGACGAGGACGACGUGUUCGACCCUACACUGCGGCAGUACGGUGGAUACGCUCCCUUGGUGAAGCUCUUUGGCGAGCCGGUCUUCCUGCCGACCUCAAAGCUACGGCGAGCACCAUCGAGGCCCAUGUCGCUGAAGCGGAACAAGUCCUUCUCCAAGAACCAAAAAGUUGAGCUGCGCAUGAAGAUGGGCGAGUUGGUCGAUACGGAGGAACGCUACGUUCUCAAGCUGAAUGAACUAGUCAAGAACGUUGCCAACGACUUUCGUGAGAAGGCGAAGGAGCGCCCGGCCGGUAGCACCAGCCCAUGCGAGGAAGACCUGGAAAAGUUGUUCCCCAAAUCUGCGGACAGCAUUCUGGAGAAUAAUACGGCCUUUAUGCAGGAACUCCGUCGGGUCAUGGACGAGACCGAGGAGGAAGCCGUCAAGGACAUGGAGGCCCCGUUUCCUGUGACGCGGUUGGGAAGCCCCAACAAGGUCAAGGACCCAACCGGUGCCGUCGCCAUGGCCAAAGUUUUCCUCGAAUGGUUCCCCAAGUUCACCGACUGCUACCAGGACUACAUUCGGGCGAGCCAAAAUUUCCCGCAGCUUCUCAAUGCUUUCUUGGACAAGCAGUCAAGCUUUCGCCAGCGAGUUGUCCAGACGGGGGAGCAAACCAUUCGCUCGCUCCUCAUUGAGCCUGUCCAGAGACUGCCGCGGUACAGUUUGUUCAUUGACCAGAUUGUCGCCUGUCUUCCAAUGACGCACCCGGCGUUGCAACCCCUACUUCGAGCAAGGGACAUCAUCACGAAUAUCUGCUCCAUGGACGAACCCCUUCCCGACAAACCCCACCUCACGAAUCGCCUUCGCGCCGUGGUCGAGCAUUGGCCGCUGGAUCUCGAGCCCCAGGGCCGGCUGAUCUUGGCUGCCGACUUUCUCGAACUAGCUCCCCCAUACGUUUCCGUCUCGCAUCACCAGGAUAUCCAGGAUCGUUCUGGGGUUUUCCUCCUCUUUUCCGACUGCCUCGUAAUCCUCCAAAAGAGGACGAGCUCAGGGCUCACAGGUCGCGUCUUUCUACGCGAGAUUGACAAACCCUCUCCCGCUGGCUUACUUGCGUCAAUGACCAACGCUGCCGGCGGCGAAGGGACCUGGGAAUUUGCGUUCGCUGGUUGGCACAGCUUGGCUGACGUCCGCUUCACGGAAUCCUCCGACGGUCGGCUUAUCUGGAUGAGUUCGACCCAGGAGAUGAAGGGGGCCCCUCCCAGCAGCGAGCACUGUGGGAGCAGGGCCAUGACGUCGCGGUGCUUUCUACUGCAGGAUCACUAUGAGGGAAGGGUAAGCAAAUGGAGCGAGGACAUUAUCAAGGCUCGCAUUGAGGGCAGGUUCUCCGAGAAAGAGAGGGAAGAAUCCACCUGGACGCUUCGCACAGUCAAGAUGCAGGAUAUCGGUUUUGGCUUAUACGCCGCGGUCUUCCAGGAGGGUGCGCAGCAACUUAUCGAGGGGCGCAGGGAACCGGCACCCAUCCGCGUCGUCCUGGACAACGACAAAGGCACCAAAGGAGCGCCUGUCGGCCACUACGGUGUCGAGAUUCUCGUCGAGGCUAAAACCGGCGAUAUGCAGCGGAUCUCCAUGAGUACACUGGGCCUGAACGGGAAGAAGUUCACCGAUGAUGUUGCGCUGGAAGAUUUCCUCCCUACCUUGUCGCGUAGGAUCAUCCAGUUGCUCAGUACCCAGUUCAGUGUCGCCAACCUGAGGCUCGUCCCAGCUUUGGUGUCGUAUCACACCAAGAUCCUCCGCACAAUCAAUGUUACCCCCAGAACGGAGAAGAACACCCGGUCUUUCCUCUCCUCUUCUCCGGUGAAGAUGCUCUCGAAUCUGCUAGUGGGCAGUACCGCUUCGUCGAGCACUACCUCCGUCGACAACGCGGGCAUCAACGGCUCGAGACACAAGCGUACCCGGUCGAAUAGCACCAGAGACGUGACCGUGAUAGCCGGGUCAAUCAAGGACCGGGAUAUACCUCGCCUGACCGUGGAGGAAGAACCUCCAGAGAACCCGCUGGUUCGGCUCGAGCAGACCUUUACCGGAUUCGUGGCAAACAUGCAAGCGCGCAAGGGUUACUUUGUCGCCCGCACCUUGCUCAACAGGGCCUUGGCCGACGAGCUUCAGGUCAACGACCUCUACAACCGUCUGAUAGAGUUCCCCUUCGAUCUAGACGCCGCUUCGGAGCUGGGGACCGAGGUCAUCUUUGCGGCCUUUGAAAAGUUCAUUCGCAUUGCCUGGCGCGAGCAGAUCGGGCCCGUCAUGACCAUGGAACACCUUGAAGCCCUUCAGGUGCGCGCAUCCAAAAAGGUCGUUGGCGACUUUGCCGAUUUCGUCCGGUUCAUAUUUAGCGAUAUGGCCCCUCAGAAUCGACGCGCGUUCACGGCGAUUAUUAAACUGCUCGCAGACCUUCUCGAGGGCUGUGGAAACGAUGGCGACAGGGGCGCGUUGACCCUGGCAUUUGCAGAGCUCCUAGUCUAUGACGGGAACGCCCCAGACUACAUCAACCUCCUCGACCGUCUCGUCGAGGAUUGCGAUCGCAUCUUUGAGAAGGCUGAUGCCCGUGACCCUACCGGUCUGCUGAGCAGCCUUUCCUAUGAGUCUUUGAUAACUCCCAGCAACCGAAGCCAGAAGUCGACGACGGGAUCGAUAACCUCGAAUACCUCGUCGCUUCGGAGAAAGUUCGGGUUCGACACGCUCCUGCGGCAGAAUAGCAAGACGGAUACAGAGCGGUCAUCUGUGUGGCGCACCUUGAGCAAACACAGCAAGACUCCCAGCUCCGAGAACGGGAGCCUGUCAAAAGCCAGCAGGUCCAAGUCCGUGGACAUGGGGGUGAAUUACACCUACACGCCCAACCGGUUCCGGCGCCCGGGAUCUCGCGACCGCCCUUCGGUCGCCGGUGCCUUUGACGACAUCGGACAUCGCCCAGGUAGCUCCCACCGGCUCGAAACCAUCGGCGAACCGGAAGGCACCGAAUCGGGCAGCGUCAAGUCAAUCAAAAAGAAGCGCCGGAGUUCGCUCUCGGACCUCAAGUCCUUGAUGGCUGCGACAAGUCUAGAGGACGAUGCAGAGGUCAUGCCUCUCCAAGUCAACAAGCAGCAGACAGCCGAGAAGUUCAACUCGGUCCCCCGACCUCCAUCACCCUCCAAGAUCCCCAUCGGCCCGCAGUCUCACGUAUCGACCUUCCGCUCGUCCAAGCAGAAGGAGAACACGGUGGACCCAUUCCAGCCGCCCGUCGAAUCUGCAGAAGAGAACGAGAAGCCGGUCCCUCAGAGAACGCGUGCUAGGACCAUGACGAUCUCGCAAAUCCCUACCCUGAAGCCACCGGCGAACCCCCGCAUCCCUGUGCCCCCGUCACCCGAGCCUCCCACCCGCCCGUCGAGCAGCCCGGGAAAGCCGGCCGGCACCAGUCAAAAACUCCGCCUCCAGUCUCCACAGAAGCUCCGUGAGCGCCUGCAGACAGAGAAAAGGGCUGUAGAAGAGGUUGAUGCCUCACUGAGGAGCGAACUCUCGCGCAUCUCGGAGGACAUGGCACGCGUUAACUCUGCGCUCCCACGCUCGGCCACUGCCGACAUCCGCAAGCUGUCGGUGGCCGUCAAGGCGCUCGAGGACCGCGUGCCGCAAGUGUUGGAGGAGCUCGAGGAACGGCACGCGCUUAUGCAGCGCGACCUCGAGGCCACCUUGCGCGCGACCGAGGCCAAGGUUAGGGCCAUCGACCAGCUGUACAAGGAGGCCACGGCGGAGAACGAACUGUUGUACGAGAAGUUCAACUCGGAGCUCGGCAAGAUCGUCAAGGCGCUUAAGGGGAAGAACAGGGAGGACAAGGAAGAGCUGGUGGCGAGGUUGAAGGAGUCGAGUGACGAGGCGGCGAGAAUCAAGAAGGAGAACGCGAGGCUGAAAAGGGAGAUGGUCAGCCUGAGGGCGCUGCUCAAAGGAGCGACGAGCGCUGCUGGCGCGGGCAGCGGCGGUACGGGUAGUGAUGGGGAGGGGAAUUAGGUGAUCGCUGGGGUGCUCGGUUGGGGAUUGUUUGGCUGGUCUAACAACUGGUG